This is a messenger RNA of Macrosteles quadrilineatus (aster leafhopper), 975 nucleotides long. RefSeq lists its product as uncharacterized. Lineage: Eukaryota; Metazoa; Arthropoda; Insecta; Hemiptera; Cicadellidae. The record is from RefSeq and is a predicted model, not a curated record. Gene Ontology annotation, biological process: DNA integration. Gene Ontology annotation, molecular function: nucleic acid binding. The transcript has a single exon. Bases 1 to 975 code for a protein of 324 amino acids.
AUGGCUGAUCUUCCACCAUCAAGAGUAAAUCCGAGCAGAGCCUUUCUUCAUGUAGGAAUUGAUUUUGCUGGUCCUUUCCCCAUGAGAGAAUCUCAACGAAGAAAAGCGGCAGUCCCUAAAGCCUACCUUUGUGUCUUUGUAUGUAUGGCUACCAAAGCCGUUCAUUUGGAAAUCGUCAGUGCGCUGAGUACAGAUGCAUUUCUGGCUGCUCUCAAUAGAUUUAUUGGUCGCAGAGGACUCCCCGAACAUUGUUACUCAGACUGUGGCACAAAUUUUCAGGGAGCUGCUAACAAGUUGAGAGAGUUUGGGUCUUGGUAUCGCGAACAGUCAACUCAAGAGGACAUACUUCAUCAAGCAACCAAAUUUGAAAUAAAGUGGAACUUUAAUCCUCCUUCAGCACCCCACUUCGGAGGUCUCUGGGAAGCUGCCGUGAAGUCAGCGAAGACACUUCUCCGAAGAGUGGCAGGUGACACACCACUCACAUAUGAGGAGCUCACAACUUGGUUUGUCAGAAUUGAAGCUGUUUUAAACUCCAGACCUUUAUGUCCGUUGUCUUCAUCUCCUGAAGAAACUGAGUUCCUAUCACCUGGCCAUUUUUUGAUUGGGACAUCACUCCUUGCCACCCCUGAACCGUCACUUUUAGAUACUAAAGUAUCAUCUUUAUCUCGUUGGCAAUUGCUGCUAAGAAUGACUCAACACUUUUGGCAAAGAUGGAGGGUUGAAUACCUUACGUUCCUACAAAAGAGGAACAAAUGGACCAAGAACUAUGAGAAUGCAAAAGUAGGCGAUCUUGUCUUGCUAAAAGAGCCAAAUGCCCCUGUUCUUCAAUGGCCUUUGGCGAGAAUUACACACGUGCACCCAGGUGAAGACGGUAUUGUCAGAGUUUUGACAGUAAAGUGUGGACGUUCUGAGUUGAGAAGACCUGCAGUCAAAGUUGUUCCUCUUCUUCCCCUCCAUACCAGUCACUUAGAUUAA